Molecule: messenger RNA, 4252 nt
Organism: Armigeres subalbatus
Lineage: Eukaryota; Metazoa; Arthropoda; Insecta; Diptera; Culicidae
Exons: 5
Coding region: 184-3909 (1241 amino acids)
Biological process (GO): proteolysis
Molecular function (GO): serine-type endopeptidase activity
Source: RefSeq, a predicted model, not a curated record
ACCGAGUUUGAUGUGCAUCGAGCAGCAUUAUAAUCAUAAAGAACGAGUUAAAUUCGAAAACGGAUUUUCGAGUGUGAUAAAAAAAACGAAAACCCUGGAGAAAAAAUAGGAAGCUGGUUACAGUUCUUUACGUAAUAAGUGUUCAACCGCGAAAAUUGAGUGCUUCGUUCGCAAAGAUACAUUAUGAAUCUCAUAACCACCGCCACGCUGGUGGUGUUGUUGGCCGUAACGGCCAUCAACGCCGACGAAUGGAACUGGCUGAACAAUGGAGAGUCCUUCAUGGAAGAAUUGAUCCGCGAAAAACGACAGGACGGCGGUCAAAAUGUUACAGAAGUUGCCGAUGACGACAUCAUCAACUACAUACUCGACAGCGGUCGCCAGGGUCGCAGUUUGGAAGGCUUCGACGAAAUCUAUACCGAUCCAUCAGUAAUGCAAGCCAUCCAGAACUCCGACGAUGCUGAAGCACGAAACAUCAUCAAAGAAAAACUCUGCGCACUCGGACUGAUGCAGUGCGAUGGAGAACUUGUCGAUGGUAGACGCCCCUACCUCAAUCCACAGAAUCUGAUCUACGCUCAACCCGUGGCGCUGAAACCUGUUGGUCGACCAAUCGCUACCAUUCCUAUCCGUGGCCCACCUGGUCCUCCUCCUCAAGGUCCUCAGUACGCCUCGAAACCACCAUCCCAAAAACCACACCAGGGUCCUUAUGGACCACCCCAACCUAUGCCCAUUCUUCCUAAUCGCCCCCAACAGAAAGUAGGAUUUGCAUCCCAACAGCCACCCUACGGUGGUCCGAAUUCCUUCAACGGUGGUUCCUCAUUCAGUGGAUCCUACUCCAGCCAGUCCGGAUCCUAUCCUCCCUAUCCCCCGAAACCUCUAGGCCCAAUCUACGAAGGAAGCGAUAUCCCAUACGAAUUCGAAACCCCCAACAAACCACCAGGCGUAAUCAUCGGCGAUGGUCCAACCGUCUUGAAAACUCCACCAGUUGAACAACACAUCCAUCAUCACUACCAUCAUAUCGAGGGAGGAAAAGAUGAAAAAACUGUCGUCGUUAACAAUCCCAUCCCAUUAUCUUCAGCAGUGAUCACUGGUUCGGCUGUUGGUGGUAGCUCAUCCUCCAGCAAUAGCCUGUACUCAUCCGGUGUGUAUGGAAACUCCGGAAGUUCCCUAUCUGGUUUUAGCCCUGUUGGUGGUAAGGACUUUGAUUAUCAGGACCUGAAAGGAUCCAUCAGCAACAAUAACUAUGGACAGUACGAGAACUAUGCUUCGCAAUCCAAGCCCGUUAGUGGAUCCAACAACUACUACAACCAAGGACCUGCUACAUUUGGCAGCUCUAGCAAUACUGUCUAUGGAUCGUACGCGGUAGAUAAUGCAGGAAGCGGAUCCAGUAACAAUAACUACAACGGAUUGAGCACCAGUAACUAUCAAUCAAACCAAGGAGGAUUCCACUCAUCCAAUCCGAACCUGUACAAAAAAGAACUCAAUGUCAAAGGACCUGCCAACGGUUUGAACAGCUACAGCAGUGACUACAGCAAGUACAGCCAGCAAUACAACGGACAGUACAGCAACACCAACGGCCAGUUCAACCAAAACCAGUACUCAAUCAACAACGGACAAUAUAACGGCAACAAUGCUCAAUACAGUGGAAACAACGGCCUCAGCAAUCGUAACGAAGAUUGCGUUUGCGUUCCGUACGAUCAGUGCCCAGCCCAAGAUGUCGUUGGUCGCCGGGAUGAUCUGAUUCUUCCUCUGGAUCCACGCAACCUCAAGACCGACAUCCAAGCCGAUACAGAGCAAGUUGUUAUCACCGAUGGAAAAGGAGUCAUGACCAUUGUUCAAGCGCCAAAGAAUUUCACUGCCGAGGCUCGUUCGGCCAAUGUUACGGAACCAGUUAAGAAGAUUACUAAGCGGGAAGCUACCGCCUCUGCAAAGACGGACAAGAGUGAUGACAAAGCAAACAUCGAACCGCGUUUGUUGGGAGGUGGCCACGGUGGUGAUGGAGGAGGUGGAAAGAAAGUUGUUCCUACCUUUGGGGUGUCCUUUGGUCUACCGUAUCCCUCAUACCCGUUGAAUCCUUAUGGACCCAAUCCCGCCGGGAAUCCCUAUUUUGGAUCCAUUGGUGCCAACGGUCUCAAUCUGGGUUUGGUCAACGUGAAUCCUCUGUUUUCCCUUCAAGUCACGAAGGAUGAAUACGGCGACAAGGUCGUGAAGCCACUUGUCAACCUUCACGUGACUCCUACUGAACACAUAGUUCACAAAGUGGGACACUUGUUGUCAGCUAAAAAGCAAAACAUCCUGCACGUUUUUAAUCAGCACGAUCACAUUCACAACCACUAUGGUUAUCCUCCACCACCUCCAAUCUAUCGUCCUCCACAUGGACCACCCUUUGUCCACGGGCCACCACCUUCUUUCGGUCCCGCUGGUCCAGAGCUUAUCUUCACUAAACCUCCGGGACCUGUCUUUAACGGUCCUGGACCAUUAUAUCCUCAUCCUCCCGGCCCUAUAAUUAGCCGACCACCAGUUCCCCCCUUUAUUCCAAGUGGUCCACCACAACCUCCGUUCUACGGCCCCAGACCUCCUUUCUACCGUGAUGCAGCUUCUUCCUCUGAUGUAGAACUAGACUACAAUCCUAGCGAUAUCGGAAGAGCUUCAAAUGUUUCUUUCCCUCAGCAACAACAACCAAUCGGUAACUUCCACUACCAGUCGGUGUAUCCCCAGAACCAACCAGACUCCCUAAAUCAGAAUAGAGUACACUACGGUAGACAGUAUCAAAACUAUCAAGAUAGUAACGAAAGACUUCCACCUACCCAGAACAUUCCAACACCAGCUCCGGGACACUCCGAAGGUAGUAACACCGUUAGCUUUCCACGUAGUCGGCGAUCCACCGACGUUCCGGCUCCGGAUCAACUGGAACCAUCGGAAUCGGUCAGAGAAAUUGACUCACAGGCGGUACCAAGUGAACAGAUAGAGGUACAGGAAAAGUCUAUUUCAGCAGAGAAGCGUCAGGCAUACUACGGAGCUCGCCCACAGCCACAGCAAUGCCCGGCUCGCAGCGUUUGCUGUCGCCGCCCAGCUUACCGUCCCCCACAACCUCCGACUCACGCCAAUCUGGGUAAAUGUGGCGUUCGCAACGCUCAGGGCAUCAACGGUCGCAUCAAGAAUCCAGUCUACGUCGAUGGGGACAGUGAGUUCGGCGAGUACCCAUGGCAGGUCGCCAUCCUGAAGAAGGACCCCAAGGAAUCGGUUUACGUUUGCGGAGGAACUUUAAUUGAUAACCAGUACAUCAUCACCGCUGCCCAUUGUGUCAAAACCUACAACGGCUUCGAUCUCCGUGCGCGACUUGGUGAAUGGGACGUUAACCAUGACGUUGAAUUCUAUCCGUACAUCGAACGCGAUGUGAUCUCUGUGCAGGUCCACCCCGAGUACUACGCGGGUACGCUUGACAACGAUUUGGCCAUUCUGAAGAUGGAUCGUCCUGUGGACUUCACUGGAACUCCGCACAUUUCUCCUGCUUGUCUACCCGACAAAUUCACCGAUUUCUCCGGACAGCGCUGCUGGACAACCGGUUGGGGUAAGGACGCCUUCGGUGAUUACGGCAAGUACCAGAACAUCCUCAAGGAAGUCGACGUUCCAAUCGUGAACCACCACCAGUGUCAGAACCAACUCCGCCAGACGCGUCUCGGAUAUAGCUACAAUUUGAACCCUGGAUUCAUCUGUGCCGGUGGUGAGGAAGGCAAGGAUGCCUGCAAGGGUGACGGAGGUGGCCCAUUGGUUUGCGAUCGCAACGGAAGCUGGCAAGUUGUGGGCAUCGUGUCCUGGGGUAUCGGUUGCGGAAAGGCUAACGUCCCCGGGGUCUACGUGAAGGUUGCGCAUUACCUGGACUGGAUCAACCAGGUUCGCGGACGGUUCUAAGCCAGACUGUUUGUGAAUCGUGUUAGGGGAUGUAGUAUUUAUUGAUGACUAAUAUUUAUUGCGUAAGCCGAAAGCAAGCGAGAACUUAACCAGUGAUACUCGAAAAAGAUUAGAAUGACGAUUCUUCUUAUGUAGAUAGAAAUUUAUAAACGAUAAUAACCUUCAGCAACGGUAGUGACGAAAGUCACGACUCUAAAAACGAUUGCUGGAGUUAAAGUGUACGAUGCUAUGUGAAAGCAUUUUCUCCUUAGAUGACUCUUUUUGUAUGUAGUUUCUGUAGAUUUGUAAAACUAGGAAUCUAAGAGACGAAUAAAUUAUUCUAUUUAUUCUGGUAAUCAAGAAA